UCAGUAUCUCAGGUGUUGCAAGGUUUUCCUAGAGACAAAUUUUAGAAACUGUUGGGAGGAUCUCUUCUCUGAUGUGGGAUAGGCUUCUAACACCUGCAUUGCUUUCAGCUGUGUUUGAGGGUGUUGGUUUUUUCAGAUUGAAGACAGACAUCUCUCUUUCUCUACCCCCCCCCCCCCUUUCACGGGCUUUGCUUGUAUCUUUUCAACAGGAAUUUGGCAAAGAGUGGGAGUGGUGUGGAAGUGCCUAGUCAGAAGGAGUGAAUAAAUGCUGACAGCUACUAUAUGUGCGUCCUGUUCAAGGCAAAACAUUCUUUCUCAUCAUCAGCAAGGAAAGGAGCAGGAUUUGGAAGAGGACUAUAGUGUCCCUUUAGCAAAACAUUUCUCUAUAAUGUAUGCAAGUGUGUGGCAAACAGGAGGCAGGCGGCUGGGAUAAGAGGCAGCAACAACUUUGCAGAACGUCCUGUAAAGUUUUGUUUAAAUCGGACUUUGAACUGUGCUUUCCUGCUCCCUCCCUCCCUCGUGAACUAAUAGAAGAGUAAAAGUGAUCUUUGUAUUCCAUGUUUGGAUGUGACAUUAGAGGCACCAACCCAGAAGUGCUGCUGGUUAAGCACUUGCUCUCAGAACGUACCUGGGACGAAAAGCAAAGCCUAAAGCUCCCCUUCCUCCGCCGGAGAAAAGGAUCGCUGACUGUUCUUUUGAUGAUUCGGAAUUAACUAACUACACUAUGGAACAAAAAGAAAACAUAAUUGACAGGGAUAUUGAGCUUUCUGUGGUUCUUCCUGGGGAUGUGAUCAAGUCUACAACUGUUAAUGGCAGCAAGCCAAUGAUGGACUUACUGGUAUAUCUUUGUGCACAAUACCGUUUAAAUCCAUCCAGCCACACUAUAGAUCUGGUGUCAGUAGAUAAGAAACAGAUCAAAUUCAAACCAAAUACACCCAUUGGGAUGCUUGAAGUCGACAAAGUGAUUUUAAAGCCAAAACAAAUGGAUAAGAAAAAACCCACUCCUGUUGUCCCGGAGCAAACGGUGAGAGUAGUGGUAAACUACAAGAAGACACAGAAAACAAUUGUCAGAGUUAGCCCUCAUGUACCACUUCAAGACCUCCUGCCAAUUAUCUGUAGCAAAUGUGACUUCGAUCCUUUGCACACUGUGUUGCUGAAGACCUACCAAUCUUCUGAGACACUUGACUUGACAAAAUCUCUUAAUGUCCAUGGAUUGAGAGAAUUAUAUGCAAUGGAUAUCAGCAGAUCUACACCAACUACUGAAUUCAGCUUCUCAUUACAAGACUGUCAGAACUCACAAAAUUCAGAUGUUUUAAGGGAGAAAGAAAAUAAAGGAUUCUUCAGCUUUUUUCAGCGAAACAAGAAGAAACGAGAACAAACUGCCAGUGCUCCUGCUACUCCGUUAAUGAGUAAACCAAGGCCUACCUUCAUCACGAAACCCAAUACAAUUUCCAAACACUAUGAGUCCAGCACACUACCAUCCGAGAUGCCAAAGAAGCGGCGAGCGCCCUUGCCACCUAUGCCUGCUUCUCAGAGUGUGCCCCAGGAUCUUGCACAAACUCAGGACAGACCUGCAACAUGUGUGGUAAAAUCUAGCAGUGUGGAUGAAACUGACAAGGGACUUUCAGGGAUAGGUAUAGUGAGAACAGGGUCUCUUCAGCUCAGUGGCACAUCAUCGGUGAAUUCUUCUCUGAGGCGGGCAAAACGCAAGGCACCAACACCACCCCCUAGAAAAUUGCAAGCUCAAAGUGACAACAGCAUUGAGACCGGGUCCGAAUCAGCAGAAUCAGUUCACACAGAAGGCAGAGAAAGAUACUCAGAAGUACCAUCUCCAUCAGGCAAUGUAGUUGAUCUAACCAGGACGGCAGUGCCAUCAGGCUUCUCUGAACCAACCAGUCAUGAUCAAAGCAAUAUCCAGCAAGUCCCAGAUGAAGGUAGUCAAUCGGUUAAUCUUGAUACACCAGAUGAAUCUGAAGUAUCUUUCAAAUCUGAAAUUGGCUCUGAAUAUAGCUUGGAGGAGAUUGAUGAGAAAGAAGAAAUUCAUGAAGAAAGUACAGAUACCUCCCUCACUGAACGAGAGGUUUCUACCUCCAUCAGCUCUCCCAAUGUUCAACUGGAUAUUCAAAAAAAUGAGACUAUUCCAAUGGUCUCGGAUUCUGGCACUGGUGCUGAAGCUAAAAGACAAGAUUCAAAGGAGGAAAAAAUAGAAAGUAUGAGAGCAGAUGACAAAGAUGGAUAUAAUCAUAAACCUAAAGAAAAGUCUACAGAUGACAAUGGGAAGCUAUAUGGAUCAUGUCGCUGUGAUGCAACAUCCCUUCCAACAAUGACAGAUGAAAGACAAUACGAUGUAGUAGGAGUGAGAGAAAAUAAAACACUUGAAGUGUUAAACUGUGAAACCUGUCAAGAUGAUACCUCUCUAAAUCAGGAACACAAUAUGCAAGCACUUCUAAGAACGCAUGAGCAAAAAUGGGAUUGCUCCAGUGUGGAGACAGUAAAGACUCAGGAUGUUGCAAUUCAGGCAACCCCAUCUGAUAAUAAUGUAGACCAGAGUGCACUUAGUAAGAGCAUGGAUCCUCAGGGUUACAAGUUGGUCAGUCACAAAGAUUCAACCCAUAUUCAGACAUCAGUUGUGCCGAAUCAGUCCCCAGGGCUCCUGAACAGGACGCAGGAGACUGUUGGAACAUUGACAGAGCAGAGCUACCAGAAGCACCAAGCAGUUCAAUGCAGAGCAAGUUCUAAUGGUGACCAGAGUCAUACAUUAGAAAACGAUGACUCUGUUCCAACACAGAGAGUUGUCAAAAGUCCAGUUAGUUCCCCCACGGUGGGCUAUCCUCUUUACCGUCAAGACUCAAAGCCUAAACCUAAGCCUUCCAAUGAGAUUACAAGAGACUACAUACCCAAGAUUGGAAUGACUACUUAUAAAAUAGUGCCUCCAAAAUCCCUGGAAAUAGUUAAGAACUGGGAAUCAAAUACUAUAGAUAAUCAAGAAGCAUCGAGUUUUCGUGUGUCUCCUAAGAAUGAGAAUUCCCAAGAAUUUGGCACACAAACAGAAAUUCUUGAUACAAUAAGAAGCCCAAAUGAAACAAGAUCUGGUUUUAGAAAUGAAGUUAGGUUGCCAGCAAACGACCCACCUGCUAAGACCUAUGGUAUUGUGGAUAAUGUGACACUUUCUUUCUCGAAUGCCAAAGGCAAGAAAGUAGAAGCAGAACAUUCCAAGCCUAAUCCAGAGCAUCUAAUCGCUCCCUUGGUGCUAAGCGCAGAAAGCAAAAGUUGUUCACCUCCUGCAGUGCGAGAAAAACCAAUUAUCUUAAGUCCUCCAGCAAAGCCAAACAAUUUUUAUUUGCAGAUGCAAAGGAGGAUUUCUAGUCAUUAUGUAACAUCAGCAAUUGCAAGGAGCAGUUCUCCUAGUACCUCUACUCAGAGUGAAGCGAAGACUAUGGAGACAGAGAAAAAGCUGGCAUCCCCAGAUCAAAAUUCUUUUCCAUUUCCUCAGCUAGUUAGUGUUCCUUCCCAGUUAGUGGAAGAAAAGACUGAAAAUGGCCAUGUUGAGGAAAAACCUGAAGUCAGCAGUUCUGCUAUCCUGAUGCAAAAGCCUCUGAAUUCUCCCCCUUCCCAGCCUCCUCCAGUAAAUCUAAAGACUUUGAGGACUUUUGUUUUGCCACAACCGUAUUCAAGUUCCCGGCCUUCACCUUUUGCCCUUGCUGUGUCAUCAGCAGUUAAGAGAUCCCAAUCAUUCAGUAAAACAUACAACACUGCACCCAGGCCAUUAAAAGAGCACCCUGCUCUUGAUCGUCCCUCAUCCAUGUUCAACCCUGAGAUGAAGGACCAUUCUCCUUUACCAAGUCCAACGGAGCCGACACAACAGAAUGUACCAGAGAAGGAAAAUAAUUGUGCAAGCUAUGAGCAAAGCAGGCAAGUCCCCUCUCUGCCUGGCCACCCAACGACUCUUGCCUGUGAGAAAGGCCCCACCGUGACUCUCCCGCGUCCUGACCCAGAACAGAUCCACCAGAGCUUGCUGGCUGCAAUCCGCUCUGGAGAAGCUGUUGCCAAAUUGAGAAGGGUUGCUCCUCCAUCAAAUACUGUCGCCAUCAAUGGAAGAUCCAGCCUCAGUUCGUUGCCUAUAGAAGCAAGAUAUAGUCAUCACUAGAACUUCAUGCCAAACAUUUUGCACUUUAAUCACCACUGCAUAGACCUACUGCAUAAACCUACUUCACAGUUAAUUAUUAAAGACUAUGCAUUUGUGCAGGGUUGUGUUGGAAUAUAUUAUCAAGUGAAGCACAGAAACUUCACAAGAUGCCUGAAAGAUAUUUUAGACUAUAAUUUAUAGCUUUUGUGUCUUUUCUCUUUAAAGCUGAAAAUGCUAUUUCAGAACUCAUAACAAGGCAAAGAAGAUUUUGAUUUUUUUUUCUUAUUCUGCAAUAAGCAGAUAGAUUGGUUUCUAUUUUAUCCUUAAUACAUUUUGUGUAGCAAUGUGUUGUAUAAUGUUGAUGUAUGAGUUUCGUAAUGUGUAUAACUGCUUAAUGAGUAUGUUCAGAAAUGUAUGACUUUAAAUAUAGUUCUGCCACCUGUUGCCUUGAUUGUUACAUUAGUAAUUUAAUGAUGACAGUGAGCAGAGAAUGCUCUUUGAAGUGCAAGGGAGCAAGUUUUCUUUAUCUAAAAUGUAUCUAAAAAUAUAGGAUCAUGUUUGUUAUAGUGUAUGUCUAACCUCAAAGUAAAGAAAUAAUAUAGGUCAUCUCUGGUUGACCCGUUUAACACUAUUUAUGGGUUUAUUUGCACAUACAUCAUUGCUGCAUGGUCUUAAUGAUCACUACAAAGUGCCUUGAUGCUCCUCUGUGCUACAACUCUGGCUAAUUCCCAUCUGCUUUCCAGAAGUGGCAGCUAAGUCUGUAUCACUGGACUGUGUAAAAGAGGGCUUGUUCAAUAUUUAGGCCAGCAAAUGUUUUGGUUUUCAGUUCUCAAAAACACCAAACAGUUCGGCUGGUGGUAAGGGAUUGCAGGAACUGUCGUCAAAAGAAAAAAGGAGGAGCUAAAGCUUCCCCACACCUGCUCUUAGGUGAAUAUUACAGUGCAGAUUCACAUGAGCAGAAAUCCAGAAAAUGGAUGGCGCUCUUUAUUUUCUUACCCAGAUGUCAUGAUCCUAUGCUAAACCCCAAUAACACCCCCUGCUAUCCAGCCCUGCUGUUUGACCACUUGAAGGGCAGGGAAACCCAGUAAACAAUUUAUAGCUCAAGUAUUUGGGAAUCGGUAUUGAGCUGGCAAGAAGCAUUCAAGAGUUAAUAGAGCUCUGGGCUAUAGUGAGGACUGCAGAAGAUUAUUUGGAAGUUAAUAUAAAUUCAUGAGUAAGGAAAGAAGGCUGAGGAUCAGCAUUCUCAAGAGAGAGCAAUAUUGGCACAGAGCAUCUAAAAUUCAUUUGAACUAGGCUAGAAAUAUAUAAAGGAAUCAAAAUAGUUAAAUGCAAAAGUCUAUGCAUACAAGCUUAUUUUUUCUAGUAGUCUUUAAAAUUGAUAUUUUAUUUUAUGUCAGAGAACUUUUUAAAAUAUUUCUCUUAAAUUCAGGAAAUUAAAAACAGGGAAUGAAAAUCCAAACCUGUUUUUAUAAGUAGGUAAAAAGGUGAUGGUGAUGAUGAUUUUUUGCAUGAUAAAAUCUCUUUUAAUGACACUUUAAGCAAUGUCAAAGAAGUAGUUUUAUCAGUGUACAAAACAGGAGUAGAAUUGAAUACUGUAAUUGCUACUGAAUAAGACAUGUCAGAUUGGGGAGCAAUGCACAGACAGCAAAAUCCUCAGAAACAGGUGUGGCAUUUCUUUGUCUGUUCAUCUUUUCCUGUCAGUGCUGUCAAAUUAAUGUUGCAUUUGUAUGACAAAGCUAUUUGUGAUCCUAGCUCUGAUCAAAUGAUUGAAUUGUAGAUAAAAGGCUGCAAAUACUGGGAUAUUUGCAAUGUUCUGAACUAAUUCAUGGUUUUGUUAAAUAAAAGUAAUUGUAUGUAGUUUUA
Anolis carolinensis (green anole) is the source of this 5989-nucleotide messenger RNA. It is a transcript of the gene cobll1, whose product is annotated as cordon-bleu WH2 repeat protein like 1. Lineage: Eukaryota; Metazoa; Chordata; Lepidosauria; Squamata; Anolidae. The transcript has 15 exons. The record is from RefSeq and is a predicted model, not a curated record. Gene Ontology annotation, molecular function: actin monomer binding. Bases 725 to 4147 code for a protein of 1140 amino acids.